Microtus oregoni (creeping vole) is the source of this 1874-nucleotide messenger RNA. Its product is annotated as histone H3-like centromeric protein A. The record is from RefSeq and is a predicted model, not a curated record. The transcript has 5 exons. Gene Ontology annotation, cellular component: nucleosome. Gene Ontology annotation, molecular function: structural constituent of chromatin; DNA binding; protein heterodimerization activity. Bases 136 to 684 code for a protein of 182 amino acids. Lineage: Eukaryota; Metazoa; Chordata; Mammalia; Rodentia; Cricetidae.
UUUGAACUGAUGGCGGCGGAGCUCAGUUGUCGGUGAUGCGCACUGUGCACGGUCGUCUCGCUCUUUCGUCCGGCUUCGGCAGCAGGACUCGGAAGGCUUAGCGGAGGCGGCGGAGCUUGGACCCUCCUGCCAACCAUGGACCCACGUCGCAAGGCGAAGGUCCCGAGGAGACGGCCCCCCAGCCCGGUGCCCGGACCCUCGCGGCCAAGCCCGAGCCCGCGCCGCCCGUCGAGAACCCCGACGAGACGACCCUCCAGCCCGGUCCCCGGACCCUGGCAGCCAGACCCGAGCCCGCGCCGCCCGUCGAGGACCCCGACGAGACGGCCCUCCAGCCCGGUCCCCGGACCCUCGCGACCGAGCAGCAUCCGUCAAGGUCUACGCCGAAGGCGGAAAUUUCUAUGGCUGAAGGAAGUGCAGAAACUGCAGAAGAGCACAGAACUCCUGCUGAGGAGACAACCUUUUGCCAGAGUUGUUAGAGAAAUCUGCCAGAAAUUCACUCGCGGUGUGGACUUCUGUUGGCAGGCCCACGCCUUGUUGGCCCUUCAAGAGGCAGCAGAAGCGUUUCUAGUUCACCUCUUCGAAGACGCCUAUCUCCUCACCUUGCACGCUCGCAGAGUCACCCUCUUCCCCAAGGACGUGCAGCUGGCCAGGAGGAUCCGAGGCAUCGAGGGAGGGCUCGGCUGAGCCGGCAGCGUGUUGUGUGUAGUCAACACCUGGGACAUCUGGAGCCACAGCUAGACCAGUGAUGUCUGAGGAGCUGCCUGGACUCGGCGGGGGUUGAACAGCAUGCACACAUUGCCCUUUAAACUUUCUAAGUAGAAGACUGUGUGGCAUUUCUCUGUGACAGAGAUAAAAGGCCAUCUGCACAAGUCCAUGGACAUGAAUGUUUGCAAACCAAAGGUCAGUUUUGGCGUGUGAACUGCUUGACUGUUUGACUGUUUAAGGGUUUCGGACACAUGAGAUCUGCCGUGUUAGGAGGGAUAUUGUUAUUUUAGUCUUUCUGUGCUACGUGCAUCUUUUACCAUUUGUGUAUUUGUGCUUUUGUUUAAACUAUAAGGGAGAAAAAUCUGGGUGCAAGGCUUGAAUCUGUUGUAUGGAAAACCCUGGCAGUCCCGCCAUAGAAAUGUCUGCCUUCCAGAUUGAUUUCACCAGUAGUGCCUGUCAGCAAACAUGCAGCUUUUCAAAACUUAAUUAGAAUUGAAUACAACUCUCCCCUGCCUUCCCUUUAAUGCUAGGGCUUGAAUCCAGCGUUUUGUACAUGCUAAGCUUGGACUGUACUGUUGAGCUACAGCCGCAGCCUGAAGUGUACAGUCUUUCUGUUUCCUACAGAGUCCCUCAUAGAACUGGACAUUUUAGUCCUAGCUGUAAAUCAUAUAAAAUGUGUCAUAUCAGUUUGGGGUUUUAAAAUGCGUUUUUGGUAUUUUUACAGGUAUUUCUUCUUAGCUUAUUUAGGGGAGAAAUAACAAAAUUUUUCUUAAUAAAAAAAUUAAAAUGAAGUUACUGUUAUAGGUGUUAUAAGCUCUUUUAGUAAAUAUUAAGCUCAUUUUUACACCAUUUGAAACAGCCACAAUGUAAACAAGAGAUGUGAGUGGCGGAGCUUUGCCGCUGAUGAGACAGACACACACAGGACUUGCUCUUUUGUUGGCAAUAAAAGUAAUGUAAGAGUCUGUCUCCAUGUAUGUCUGCAAGCCAGAAGAGGGCACCAGACCUCAUUACAGAUGGUUGUGAGCCACCAUGUGGUUGCUGGGAAUUGAACUCAGAAUCUUUGGAAGAGCAGGCAGUGCUCUUAACCACUAAGCCAUCUCUCUAACCCCCUGAUUCUGAUUUCUUUCAGUGUUUAAUUUUAAUUUUAUCUUCUGAGCCUUGAAGGCUGA